CAUACACCAGCCGGGAGCGGCACACACAUAUGAACGCAGUUCUUUCAUCUUUCAUUUGGGUUUGGUCUCUCCCGUUAGGUUUGGUCUCUCCCGUUAGGUUUGGGGUUUUGCCCCGCCCCCGCCGGGGUACUCCUAGACUCACGCAUGUCCCUCAGGUUUCCCGUCGGGCUCGGUGCACGUGCACCAACAAUGGUGCACGGCCAUGUCCAUGUCCACGUCCUAGACAUCCGACUCACGCAUCCUAGCGCGACUCAAGCUGCCGAGCCAUCUACGUUAGCACCUGCAACGGCCACGUCCCCCCAUCAGUAGACAGGCGCAGGAGCAAAGAAUUCUCCACAGCCGCCGCGCUAUUCCGCACCACCUGUCUAGCACGCAUGGCCCACAGCCACCAACACACAUGCUUGCCAGCUCAACAGCCGCCGCAGUACAGCCUGCAUGGGGGGGCAGGGGGGCGGGGGGCGGGGGGCGCGGUCUCACCUGCGGCCGCGGCGGCUGCAGCUGCGAUAGCGGUGUGUCGGUGCUGUUCCUUGCGGAGCUGGCAGGGCCUUAUGGCCCGCCCGCUCACGCACAGGCGGAAAAGGAGCGAUACCGGCGCGGCUGCGAGUAUUUGUGGCCGCUGCGGUUCCCAUCGCGGCGCCCGAUCGGAGCGAUGGCCGGGCAUGGCGCAACACCAAGGCUUCCGUGCGCCGUAAGUUGCCAGUUAACGACAUUUCAUAAAUAAGACCUAUCUGAAGAAUCGUCUUUGCAUAUCUCAACGGGCACAAGUGCACCCCAGUGCUGGCGUGUCACCGAAAUGGGCAGAGUCGAGGACUACACACCGUUCUUGUCGCAGGAGGCGCGACGAUUUACCGCGGCGUCUCUUGCAGGCCUCAUCAACCGGUUCGCGGGUGUGGAUGGCGUGGUGAGCCUGGCGGGGGGCCUGCCGCCGCCCGAGGCCUUCCCGCUGGCCGCCCUCAGCGGCCGCCUGCCGGACGGGAGUGAGGUGGUGCUGGGGGCGGAGGGGCAGCAGGCCUACUGGGCGCAGCAGUACAACUUCAACCCUCAGGGCUACCCGCCGCUGCUGGACUGGCUGCGGCCGCUCACAGCCGACCUGCACCCGGGAGUGACCACGCCGCCGCCCAAACCCACACCGCCGCCACCAGCACCCGCACCCGCACCCGCACCCGCACCGGCACCGGCACCGGCACCCGCACCGGCACCGGCACCGGCACCGGCAGGCACGUCCGCUCCCUCCAACCCCAGCUCCUCCCAGCCCCAACAGCCCACGCCACCAGCCCCCACUUCCUCCACCCCCGCCGCCCCCGCCCCCGCCCCCGCCGCCGCCAGCCAUGACAUCAUCCUGACCUGCGGCGCCAUCCACGCCAUUGGCUGCCUGGUGGGCUGCCUGACGGACCCGGGGGACGUGCUGGUGGUUGACACGUACACAUACACACACGCCCUGGAGUGCGUGUUCCUGCCGCGGGGGCUGCGGCUGCUGCCGGUGGAGGGGGACGAGGAGGGCAUGCGCGCUGAUGACCUGGAGCUGCAGCUCAACAAACUCAACAACCAGCGGCGGCGGCAGCAGCAGCAGCAGCAGCAGGCGUCAGGAGGGGGAGGGGGAGGAGGGACGGCGGAGGCGGCGGGCGGCCGCGCCCGACUGCUGUACGUCAUACCCACCGGCCACAACCCCACCGGCGCGGUCAUGAGCGAGCAGCGCAAGAGGCAGCUGCUCAAGGUGGCGGCGGCGCACGACCUGUUGGUGCUGGAGGACGACGCCUACUACUGGCUCUACUUCCCCCACCACAGCAACCAGCACCACCAGCAGGACCAGCAGGACCCACAGCACCCGGGCGAGGGCGCCGCCGCGCCGCCGCCCGCCCCCCCGCCGCAGCCUCGCGACCAGGCGGGGCUGGGCGGCCUGCCGCGCAGUCUACUGAGCCUGGACAUGGAGGAGGAGGCGGCAGGCGGGGGCGGGGGAGGAGGCGGGCGGGUGAUUCGGGUGGACACGUUCAGCAAAUGCCUGGGCCCCGGCUACCGGCUGGGGUGGAUCACGGCGCCGCAGCCGCUGGUGGGCAAGCUGGCCAACUGGAUCAUGGCCAGUACGGUCGGGCCGUGCAGCGUGUCGCAGGUGCUGGUGUGGCGGCUGCUGACGCACUGGGGGCGUCAGGGGCUGGAUGACUACCUGCAGCGGCUGCAGGCCCUGUACGCGGGCAAGGCCGCCGCCGCGCACGCCGCCGCCGCCGCGCACCUGUCCGGUCUGGCGGUGUGGCGGGCGCCGCGGGCGGGCAUGUUCAUGUGGUUGGAGCUGCUGGGUGUGCCCGACGUGGCCGCGGUGCUGGACGACCUGGUGGCGGCGCGGGUGGUGGCGGUGCCGGGCGCCAUGUUCGCCACACGCGGACUGCAGGCGACAGUGGCCUUUGACGAGGACGAGGAGGGCGGAGGCAGCACCACCACCCCCAUUGCCGCCCGCCACGCCGCAGCAGCGCCCGCCACCGCCACGGCGCCGUCGCCCUGCCUGCGGCUGUCGUUCGCGGGCAGCUCCCCGCAGCAGCUGGAGGAGGGCAUGAGGCGGCUGGCGGCGGCGGCGCAGCAGGUGGCGGCGCGGAGGGCGGUGCAGGCGGAGAAGGUGGCGGCGGCGGCGGCGGCUGCGGCCCAGACUGCACAGCAGGGGUGACGAUUGACGGGUUUGGGGGAUCGCCGGGUGCGAUGAGAACAGAGCACGGUGCAGGGCGGUGUGAUGCGGGAGCGAGUGGCAAAUUUCGGCCCCCGGCUGGCUGCUGUGACCUGGUGCAAUGCGGGUGUGGCACCGGUGAUGUAUACCAACCCAUCUACGAGUAGGCAUAUGUACGCUAAUUACUACAUAAUGUGUUAUUGACGCAUGUCAGUACCAUGCCCUCGGCUGUUCGCGGCCCAGGACUUCUCAAGUGCGUGGCUGUGGGCGGACGGGUGUGCGGACGAGUUUGUGAGCGGUUGUAGUUCAUGCAGUGCAGUGGUGUGGUGUGCUGGAGUGGUGGCGAGUGGUGACCGCUCCACGGCGCAGCAUGAUUAAGAGGGUAUCUGCCUUGAAAGCCGGUAAAGCUGCCUUCAUGGCUGUACGUGUGGAUUCUGUAAGGCUGUACGUGUGGUAAUUGUAGGCAAAAACGUGUGCGGUACCCUUGUGUGUACGUGUGUGAAGUCGACACGGUAAGAAGGGUGUUUACAGGUACUUGUAGUUAUUGUGAGGCGGUAUGUAAGGGGUUUUUAUAGGGUACGUAGGUGUUGUGGAGGGUAUGUUCGGUUAGGUUGCUUAUGGCAAGCAACCCAACUAGUGUACACCAACAACAAGGAGGUGGCUGCCUUAGGGAGGCAGGAAAAGGGCUGAUCCCGGGUCGUUAUCAACCCAGCCACCUUGACGCGGGCGCCUACUAAGCACACGCCUCUAUGUUGGGGGCCUUUGGCAUCCCCGCAAAUCCGGACAUGGCCGGUUGGGUGGGGUGCACAGUCCGUGCUAACCCGCAGCUAACAAACUAGUCAC
Chlamydomonas reinhardtii is the source of this 3493-nucleotide messenger RNA. RefSeq lists its product as uncharacterized. Gene Ontology annotation, molecular function: transaminase activity; pyridoxal phosphate binding. The record is from RefSeq and is a predicted model, not a curated record. Gene Ontology annotation, biological process: biosynthetic process. Bases 794 to 2653 code for a protein of 619 amino acids. NCBI's taxonomy places the organism in Eukaryota, Viridiplantae, Chlorophyta, Chlorophyceae, Chlamydomonadales, Chlamydomonadaceae. The transcript is spliced from 12 exons.